Molecule: messenger RNA, 716 nt
Organism: Phascolarctos cinereus (koala)
Lineage: Eukaryota; Metazoa; Chordata; Mammalia; Diprotodontia; Phascolarctidae
Product: late lactation protein B-like
Molecular function (GO): small molecule binding
Source: RefSeq, a predicted model, not a curated record
UUCAUUGAGUGAGUAACUGAAGGUAAAGACCUGUGAACAUCUGAGAAGAUGAAGGUCCUUUUCCUCACCAUAGCACUAAGCCUGUUCUCUAUCCUCCAAGCUCAGGAGUCAUCCCCUUCUGAAGAAUGCUUUGAGGGUACAUACAUUGUAAAGGCCAUUGUGAUAGACAGUGAAUUUCUUGAGAAGCAUGCACCUAAGGAGAUGUCACCCUUGACAAUCACCCGCCUUAGCUAUGAUGAUCUGGAGGCCAAAUUUACCAUCAACCAGAAUGGAAUGUGUGAAGAGAUUAAAUUGAAAUUAGAGAAAACAAACAAUCCUGGGCUAUUUUCUGUGGAUGAGAGCAACAACCAGAUACUCAUAGAAAAGGCAUCUGUGAGAGAUCAUUGGCUUCUCCUUGGUGAAGGCGAGAUACAUGGCAGCCAAGUGCGAGUUGCCAAACUUGUGGGUCCAGAUGAAGAAGAGAACCCAAAAGCCUUUGAAGACUAUAAAAAGUUUGUCAGGCUUACAGGAUUCAAUGAAGAUAAAAUCAAAAUCCCUGGACAAGUUGAGGCUUGCACCCCGGAACAUGAUUAAGGAGAAGGUGAUUCUCUUCAACCUUAGAAUCAAUGCUGUCCAGGAAAUCCCAGUCAUAUCCUUAAAUACCAAGGUGUUCCUAGUGCCUGGUUGCUACAUAAACUUCUCCUUUUCAUCCUUAAUCUCUUUCUUCAACUUUUAGU